Galeopterus variegatus (Sunda flying lemur) is the source of this 1052-nucleotide messenger RNA. RefSeq names its product chromosome unknown open reading frame, human C10orf107 (gene CABCOCO1). The transcript is spliced from 6 exons. Lineage: Eukaryota; Metazoa; Chordata; Mammalia; Dermoptera; Cynocephalidae. The record is from RefSeq and is a predicted model, not a curated record. Bases 155 to 724 code for a protein of 189 amino acids.
GGAGCCUCCGUGCGCCUCCCUCCGUCCUGCUCCCACCGCGGGGUCUCCAGCCGUUUUCCAGGCGGGGCGAAGGCUCUGGCCCGGGAGCCCUUGCGAGGCCGGUUGCCUAGGCGACCAGGGGCCGCGUCUCUCCGUCGAGAUCUAGGCCACGACCAUGGGGACGACUCCUGGGGGAACGAGCCCCGCGGGAACCACACCCGAGGCGGAGAGAGAUGCUGAAUUCCAGGAGCAUGAGAAGAUUCUGUCUCCAGAUUUUCUUUCAGUUGCCCAAAUCACUGAUUUGCAAGCAGAGGACGCAGGUGGAGUUCAAGACUUAUUUCAACACUACAAGCUAUAUGAGUUUCUGUUCUACUCUACCAGGGAAGAAAUCGUGAUAGGAACUGAGCAAGUGAUAGAGGUUGUCAAGCCUGCAGGUCACCCCUUCCCAGAUCCUCUGGAAGAAGGAAUGUCAUUUGAUAUUUACUCAACAUUCAUAGAGCGACCCCCAACACUGGACACGGAAAUCAAGGGGUUGGACCAAGAACAGGGCCCAGAGGAGUCCCAGACAGAAACUGACACUUCAGACAUGGAUGCUUUAGUCGGUUUCACCAUUGAAGAUGUAAAAUCAUUGCUGGGUCAAGUCACAAAUGACAUUUUAAUCGGCAUUCAGACCGAGAUAAACGAAAAGCUGCAAAUACAGGAAGAGGCUUUUAAUGCACGAAUAGAAAAAUUGAAAAAGGCCUGAGGACUCGGUAAAAGGAGAGUGAUGCUAAACUUCACAGAAACAAACAAAACCAGAUGCAAUAAUAAACACUCUAGAGCAUCGUAUCUCCUUUAUUUAGUUGUGAAGGGAAACCCAAGCCCUGCUUUUCAUUAUCCUAAGUAAUUAGAAAAGUACCAGCCCCAAUUUUGCUAUCUCCUGUCCCAUAACAGCCUCUGAAUUUAUUGCAUCAAGUGUAAUAAGAAUAUGUUGUAUACAAGAGUUUGGAGAAUUAUAUAUAAAAAUACCAUUACUUUUACGAUAUUGUUCUUUGACAUUUUGACUAAUAAAUGCUAUUCAUCUUCAAGGAGAA